AUGGCAGAGAAGAUCAUAGCCAAAGCAGUGAAAUUGGAGAAUCCGGAUGCUGAUUUUGAGACUUUGAAGGACUUGAUGGCCAAGGCAAAGCCUGACGACGAGGUCCCGUAUCUUGGACCCGAAACUUAUGUCCGUCUUUACCAGAAAGGCCCUACGGUUGAAGGUGUCAAGUGGGGCGUAGCUUGGGCUAAUGGUGAUGACUCUACAGCUCGUAAGUGGGUUGUGGCUGUUGAUACUGCUGCUGGCAAGGUUUACGUUGAAACAGGACCAACAGGUCCGGUUGAUUGGAAUGUAGUUGAGGUGAAACUGGGUAUGUCCGGAAACAAAUCUGAGUACACUGACCCGAUUCUUGGAGGCGAGGUAGUGGCUACGAUUGAUGGUCUCCAGUCAUAUGCACAAUUCCGUUGA
Molecule: messenger RNA, 408 nt
Organism: Chenopodium quinoa (quinoa)
Lineage: Eukaryota; Viridiplantae; Streptophyta; Magnoliopsida; Caryophyllales; Amaranthaceae
Exons: 3
Coding region: 1-408 (135 amino acids)
Source: RefSeq, a predicted model, not a curated record